Messenger RNA from Rangifer tarandus platyrhynchus (Svalbard reindeer), 239 nucleotides. The record is from the annotation of a GenBank genome assembly. Lineage: Eukaryota; Metazoa; Chordata; Mammalia; Artiodactyla; Cervidae.
AUGGAAGCCACCCUUCUCAUAGAGAAGAACCUGAGCCAGACUCUUCUGGAUCUGCAUGCCCUAGGUUCUACCCAUGCAGACCCCCACAUCUGUGACUUCCUGGAGAACCACUUCCUAGAUGAGGAGGUAAAACUCAUCAAGAAGAUGGGUGACAACCUGACAAACCUCUGCAGGGUGGCUGGUCCCCAGGCUGGGUUGGACAAAUACCUCACUAAAGGCUCACCAUUAAGUAUAACUAG